AUUAAUAGUCUUCUAUCAACUCAGAUCAUCUAAAUAUAAAGUACCCUCUUUCUUCUUUCAUUCAACAAAGAGAGUGAAGAAGAAAUGGGGCGUAUAGGUGCAAAACCCAUUCAUCAGUUCCAAGUUCAACACCAAAAUGAUAAUGAUCAGCACCAGCUACAGCCUCAUCAAGAAUACGCUUCUCAAGUGGAAAGUUUUGAUCAUUAUCAAGCCCCUGAAACCAUUGAUGAAAUACAUCCACCAUCCAUUGAGUCUUUCCAUGAAGAUCUUUAUCCAGAAGAAAAUCAAGAUGAACCACCACAAGAACUGACAAUGGCAAGUGAAUCACAGGAAAAUCAAGACUCAGUACUACAGCAACAAUAUGUACAGGCAGCACCUCAGCAAAUGAGCAGGCCUGUGACCACACAGGUUUCUCAGCAAAAUGGAAAGAAUCAGAGGCCAAGGAAGCAGCCUAAGCCCAAAUCACCAUUACACCCUAGCCAACACAACAGCUUUCCCAUUCAUGACCCUCAACCUCAAGCAGAAGCCUUUCCUCCCCCUCAGUCUAAACCCUUGCCACAUCCCUUCCCACCUGCUCAAGAUUACUAUGAGCCAGACACCUUUCCUCCUACGCAAGAAGAAGAAGAACACGCAUUUCCUCCAACUGUGCCACAGGCCUUCCCUCCUGCUCAGGACAGUUAUGAACCACAAGGCUUUCCUCCAACUCCUAAUAAAGCACAUGCUUUUCCACCACCUCAAGUUGAUCCCCAAUUAUAUUCUCCUCAGGCUAGACCACACGCAUUUGUGCCUCAGAAUCAUAAUGUGCCAGUUUUUACCAACUCUCAGCCUCAAGCAGGUACUAAUUUUCCACAGUACAGUUUAGCGCAAGGUUCACAAAUAGGAAUGGGUAUGGGACAAUACCAACAAGGGACGCAACCAGCAUCUCCCAUGAUGGGAAUCCCCUUCAAGCCACUUCUUCCAACUGAAUCUUGGAAGACUGGAUUGUUUGAUUGCAUGGAAGACCCCACAAAUGCUCUCAUUACAGCAUGCUUCCCCUGCCUGACAUUUGGACAGAUUGCUGAGAUUGUAGACUCUGGACAAACUCCUUGUACCACUAGCGGCUUUAUCUAUGGGGCAAUUCUUAUGUUCAUUGGAAUGCCUUGCAUAAUGUCAUGCACCUAUCGUACAAAGUUGAGGAGCCAGUACGGGCUAAUUGAAUCACCGGCACCUGACUGGGUAAUCCACUGCUUUUGUGAAUACUGUGCUCUCUGUCAAGAAUAUCGAGAGCUUCACCACAGAGGACUUGACCCUUCAAUUGGAUGGCAAGGAAAUCAGGCACAGAAUCAGAACAUGCAGCUACAACAAGCUACCAUGGUCCCUCCAGUUCACCAAGCCAUGGGCUGAUUAAUUUGUAGAAACUAAGUAUUUAUAUUGUGCUUCUCUCUAAAUUUUGUUCUGUCUUUUAACUUUUCAGAUCUUUGUCUAUAUGUAUGUUUCUGUGUUCCUUUGCGAUUUGUAAUUCCCCAAUGGGAAAGAGAAAUAAUGCUAAAUUUUCAAAUGUUCCUGGAAUUUUCAUAAUGAAGAACUAUCUUUUAA
Solanum verrucosum is the source of this 1575-nucleotide messenger RNA. Its product is annotated as early nodulin-75-like. The transcript is spliced from 4 exons. The record is from RefSeq and is a predicted model, not a curated record. NCBI's taxonomy places the organism in Eukaryota, Viridiplantae, Streptophyta, Magnoliopsida, Solanales, Solanaceae. The coding region runs from base 85 to 1383 and encodes 432 amino acids.